This is a messenger RNA of Toxotes jaculatrix (banded archerfish), 478 nucleotides long. RefSeq lists its product as uncharacterized. The record is from RefSeq and is a predicted model, not a curated record. The coding region runs from base 46 to 264 and encodes 72 amino acids. The transcript is spliced from 3 exons. Gene Ontology annotation, biological process: G protein-coupled receptor signaling pathway. NCBI's taxonomy places the organism in Eukaryota, Metazoa, Chordata, Actinopteri, Toxotidae. Gene Ontology annotation, molecular function: G-protein beta-subunit binding. Gene Ontology annotation, cellular component: heterotrimeric G-protein complex.
UGUAACUGAUUGCAUGGUCACUUUCCCUGUUAUUUGGACUCAGUCAUGUCAAACAACAGCGCCGCCAAUAGCAGUUUAGUCAUCGCCCAGAAGGCAGUGAAGCAGCUUCGUCUAGAGGCCAGUGUCCACAGGAUAAAGGUUUCUCAGGCUGCUGCAGAACUGAAGACCUUCUGUUUGCAAAAUGCCCACAAGGACCCUCUCCUCACUGGGGUGCCCUCCAGUGACAACCCUUUCAGGCCUCCCAAGUCAUGUGUCCUCCUCUGAGGACAGUGAAGAAGUGCAGAACGCUCAAACAGAUGCCUGAUCAUUCCGAUGUGGAUUACCGUCAUGUGACCCACUGCCUCUGAAGAUAAAGAAGUCAAGACCAUACAUACACUCAUGUGCACACACACUCACACUCACACACACACACGCACACACACACACACACACACACACACACACACACACACACACACACACACACACACACACACAC